This is a messenger RNA of Trypanosoma conorhini, 639 nucleotides long. RefSeq names its product RNA-binding protein. Lineage: Eukaryota; Euglenozoa; Kinetoplastea; Trypanosomatida; Trypanosomatidae. Gene Ontology annotation, molecular function: poly(U) RNA binding; mRNA 3'-UTR binding; poly(A) binding. Gene Ontology annotation, cellular component: cytosol; nucleus; ribonucleoprotein complex. The transcript has a single exon. The record is from RefSeq and is a predicted model, not a curated record. The coding region runs from base 1 to 639 and encodes 212 amino acids.
AUGACUUUUCAGAACCUAUUUGUGGCGAAGCUUCCCCGCAACCUGAAUGACGCAGAACUGGAGCAAAUCUUCGCAGAGUAUCAUCCCGUCAGCGCCAAGGUGAUGCUGGACGCCUCCACGGGAAAAAGUAAAGGUUUUGGUUUUGUGCUCUUCAACACUGAGGAGGAGGGAAGGCUGGCGUUUAAAAAUCUUAACCGGAGGAGCACCAGGACAUGCCGUCACAACUUCAACUUGGUGAUUUACCCCUCACAGCACAGCGGGAAAGCUGCCGUCUCUCCAUCUAAUGCUCUGUACAUUCGCAACAUUCCCAUCACCGUCCCACGGGCGCAGGUGGAGGAGUUUUUGUCGGCGUUCGGCACCCUCACUUACUGUGCGAUGCGUGAGGACCACUACGGCAAUCCUGUGUGGGUUGUAUACGCCGAGUACGACUGCCUAGAGUGUUCCAAGAACGCCCUCCUGAGGCUGCAUGGUAGUUCGGAACACUUUACUGGUCCCCCAGUGAUGGUCAAAUAUGCUGAGAACGAUGAAGCCAAACAAGAGCGCCGUCGCCGUCGCGAAGAGGGGCUUGUGCUUCCGGCUCAUCAUUAUCCUUGGUCCGUUGUGGUUAACCCUCCCAAUUACUGGCACCCUGGUUUUUGA